AUGUCUGUUGUGGGAUCUGUCAUGCAUGCAAGGUGGGCUCUUUUAUUUCCUCCUGUUUCUAUUUCUUUAAUUGUCCAUAAUUUACUUUUAUCAUCCCCUCUCUCUGUACAUUCAUUUGCCCUGCCUUCUACGAUUGCAUAUGGCGGCACCGUCUGGAUCAACAAUAACGAGUCUUUGGAUUCGUGGACUACUCAAUCAUAUGGCACAGGGGCACUCACAGUCAGGCCAAUUCUUCUCACCGACAAUACAUCAUAUAACGGUGAGAAUCUGAGGUUUGGAUGUGGAUUCUUCUGUUAUUCUGUUCCUUGUGACACAGGCUACAAUUUUGCAGCUUACUUUGUUCUGUAUGAAACUAAUUAUAGUGACCCAGAUGACCUGCAAAUGGUGUGGACUGCAAACAGAGAGCGUUUGGUACAAGAAAAUGCCACCCUUGAACUCACCUCCAGUGGAGAUCUUGUGUUGAAAGACUCAGAUGGUACUGUAGUGUGGUCUACAAAUACAUUCACAAAAGAUUUUCAAGGGAUGAGGAUUGAAGAAUCAGGGAACCCGGUGCUCCUCAACCGUUCAAAUGGAACCAUGUGGCAGUCCUUCGACCAUCCCACUGAUUUGUUGAUUUCGGGUCAGAGAUUGGAGGUGGGACAGAAGCUUAUUGCAAACAGCUACUACACCGCCUCAAGUGUAUUUUAA
This is a messenger RNA of Cryptomeria japonica (Japanese cedar), 687 nucleotides long. RefSeq names its product G-type lectin S-receptor-like serine/threonine-protein kinase SD3-1. The record is from RefSeq and is a predicted model, not a curated record. Lineage: Eukaryota; Viridiplantae; Streptophyta; Pinopsida; Cupressales; Cupressaceae. The coding region runs from base 1 to 687 and encodes 228 amino acids. The transcript has 2 exons.